Molecule: messenger RNA, 1005 nt
Organism: Linum tenue
Lineage: Eukaryota; Viridiplantae; Streptophyta; Magnoliopsida; Malpighiales; Linaceae
Source: the annotation of a GenBank genome assembly
CCAGUCUUGACUCCUGAGUCCGGUCCGCACAACACAAGACAGAUCCCCACGAAAUUUUCCUUGCCGGGUUCCGAACCCUAACAAAAUCCCCUUCGUCCAAUCGGCGGAGCUCACUGAGGCCAGCUCUCUGCCGUUAUCUUGGCACUAGAGUGUGUUACCGGCGAAUCAUGAAAAGGGCAAUUCCGUGGAGCGACGACGACGGCGACAAGGAUUCUUCGGAUUCAGAUGAUGGAUCGUCUACGUCGUCUUCGGCAUCGGAUGCUGAAGGUGAUGUAGGCACCACCAAGACGAAAACCAAGAAUGCUUCUAAGCACAAGAACUCGAAAGGCAAGUCUGCAAGGCGGAGGCGUGGAGCUGUGGAGUUUGAAGAACUGAGGCGACAUGGAUACAAAGGUGGCCCCUCACUUCUGAGAAUGCCACCCCCUAAAGACGACACAGAGCCCAACUGGACCUGGUCUACAGGUAAAGAACGCCUUGCUGCCACCAAGGUCGAGAAUGGAGAGUCGUAUGAUGAGCGGCAGAAAACAAGGGCAGCUCUAGUGGCUGGGGAGCAGCUGGUGCAUUCACAGACCCGGAAAGAGAAGGAGGAGAAGAAUCAGCUUUCAUUCUCGCAGAAGGAGAAGAGGAAACGAGAACUUGGCCAGGCUAGCAGGGGAAAGAAUUAUGUCGAGGAAGAGAAGAGGUUGUUGAGAGAAAGUGGCGUCUACUCUGGCUUUGAUACAUAAAAUGAUCAGCAAUUACUCUGAAUCUCUGAUGGAAAUAAUAAGAGUGCUCUGUUAUUCUAAGUGAUGUGAUGUAAGAUUUUGUGUUGGAAUACCCAUAUAAUCAGAUCUGUUGGCAUCAAAUGGUGUUUCCAAUGGCUGAAAACCCGGAUUUCUUAAUCAAGUACACCUUUCAUACUCUAGGGUUCUAACUCUACUGGUCAUUUGGAUUUUUAGGAUUGUUUUAGUGUGAUUGUUGUAAUGCUUACAUUUUUUUAUGGUCAAAUCAACAAAUUUUUAUUAA